This is a messenger RNA of Cryptomeria japonica (Japanese cedar), 1365 nucleotides long. RefSeq lists its product as uncharacterized. The transcript has 3 exons. Gene Ontology annotation, molecular function: zinc ion binding; nucleic acid binding. The record is from RefSeq and is a predicted model, not a curated record. NCBI's taxonomy places the organism in Eukaryota, Viridiplantae, Streptophyta, Pinopsida, Cupressales, Cupressaceae. Gene Ontology annotation, biological process: DNA integration. The coding region runs from base 1 to 1365 and encodes 454 amino acids.
AUGGUGGAUAAAUAUGCAGUUAGAAAUCCAAUCUUCGAUGGGACAAAUUAUGCAUUUUGGAGUAUUAAAAUGAAAGCCUAUCUGGCACUUGGUUAUGAUGUUUGGCAGUCCGUGGUGGAUGGGUACACACCUUCGUCAACUCCUCCGACCGAUACGACAGGAAAGAGGAAAAGUGAGAAUAAUGCUAAAGCAGAACACGCCCUUCUAUGCAGUCUGGCAGAUUCCGAAUUUACGAAGGUUAUGCAUUGCAAAUCAGCCAAAGAGAUAUGGAACAAAUUAAAAGGUAUCUAUGAAGGGAAUGAAAAAGUAAGAGAAGCCAAGCUUCAAUCACUUAGAAUGAAAUAUGAAAGUCUUAAAAUGAAGGAAGAUGAAGACAUCGCUGCCUACUUCUUGCGUGUGGAUGAAAUUGUGAACACAAUCACAACAUUGGGAGAAGAAGUUGAAGACACACUCCUUGUUUGGAAAUUGCUAAGAACUUUGACAAUGAAAUUUGAUCCCAAGGUAUCAGCCAUAGAAGAAAUGAAGGAUUUGAAAACAUUGACAAAAGAUGAAUUGUUUGGAAUUCUCACAACCUAUGAAAUGAGAACAGAAGACAAACCGUCUCAAAAGGAAGCAGCUUUCAAAAUAUCAAAGAAAGGCAAAAACAAAAACUGUGCACUAAAGGAGAGCUCAAGCAGUGAAUCAGAUGAGGCUGAAGCUUAUUUCAAGAGGAAAUUCAAAAAGGGCAAAGGAAAAUAUAAAGGCAAAUUUCCAUUUAAAUGUUUCAAUUGUGGUAAGGUAGGGCACUAUGCUUCAAAGUGUCCUCAAAAUGAAGAAAAAUCUGAGGCUCUUGCAAAGUUUAAAGCUUUCAAAGAAUUAGUUGAAAAUGAGAUAGAUGCCAAAAUCAAGUGUCUUAGAUCAGACCGAGGAGGAGAAUUCACUUCAAAUGAGUUUGAAGAUUUCUGCGCAGAACAUGGAAUAAGAAGACAACUUUCAGCAACAAGAACUCCACAACGAAAUGGAGUUGUUGAAAGAAAGAACCGAACAAUUCAGGAAAUGGCAAGGGCUAUGCUAAAUGAAUCAAAGAUUGCUGACACUUUUUGGAAAGAAGCUGUUCACACAACUAUGUACAUAUUGAACAAGGCACAAAUAAGGAUAGAUGAAGGAAGACAAUUUGAGAAAGCCAUGGAAGAUCAUCCUAAGGAGCAAGGUGAGGAGGAAGAAUCAAAAGAAGAAAGUGAAAAUGAGGAACAAGACAAUUUUGAAAGUCCAUCAAAAACACCAUCAAAGACACCUUUAAAAACUCCAUCAAAAACUCCAUCAAAAUUUGUUCAGAAAAAUCAUCCAGAAGGCUUGGUUAUUGGAGAGUUGGAUACAAACAUUUAG